Messenger RNA from Venturia canescens, 627 nucleotides. It is a transcript of the gene RpL23, whose product is annotated as ribosomal protein L23. Gene Ontology annotation, cellular component: ribosome; cytosolic large ribosomal subunit. The transcript is spliced from 4 exons. NCBI's taxonomy places the organism in Eukaryota, Metazoa, Arthropoda, Insecta, Hymenoptera, Ichneumonidae. Gene Ontology annotation, molecular function: structural constituent of ribosome; large ribosomal subunit rRNA binding. Bases 101 to 523 code for a protein of 140 amino acids. The record is from RefSeq and is a predicted model, not a curated record. Gene Ontology annotation, biological process: translation.
AUGGAAGGGGAAGAGGGAAAAUGUGCGGAAGUUUGUGAUCUCUGCGCGAGUUUUGUUGCGCAUCAACCUCGUCGUUUCAGACUCUUUUAAACACGCCAAGAUGUCGAAGAGAGGACGUGGUGGAUCCGCGGGAGCGAAAUUCCGGAUAUCGCUGGGUCUUCCAGUUGGUGCCGUGAUCAAUUGUGCCGAUAAUACGGGAGCCAAAAAUCUGUAUGUCAUCGCAGUUCAGGGAAUCAAAGGACGUCUUAAUCGUCUGCCCGCUGCAGGUUCUGGCGACAUGAUUGUUGCAACUGUAAAGAAGGGCAAACCUGAACUCAGAAAAAAGGUUAUGCCUGCAGUGGUAAUCCGCCAGCGGAAACCGUUUCGGAGGAAGGACGGCGUUUUUAUAUAUUUUGAAGACAAUGCGGGUGUAAUUGUCAACAACAAAGGCGAAAUGAAGGGUUCCGCAAUAACAGGACCCGUUGCUAAAGAGUGCGCAGAUUUGUGGCCGAGGAUUGCAUCUAACGCGAGCAGUAUCGCAUAAGUUAAUGAAUAAAUGAAAUAUCAUCGACAAUUACUUGUUACAAACGCAAACCACUCUUUUCGCCCUUGUGAAUAAUAAAAAAAAAAAAUAAAAAAAAAACAAAA